UUUAGUAAUAGUACUCCUAACAAUCAAGUAGUCUUUAGCAAGUAUAGGAUUAAUAAAGUAACUUCUAUCAAUAGGAUGUUACUAAGUAAUUCAAGUCGAAGGACUUGGGUCACUCAAGUGCAAACAAGUUUUGAGGGCAAA
Messenger RNA from Acaulospora colombiana, 141 nucleotides. Lineage: Eukaryota; Fungi; Glomeromycota; Glomeromycetes; Diversisporales; Acaulosporaceae. The record is from the annotation of a GenBank genome assembly.